AUGUCGAACGUCGUCCGGAGACUCGCGAGCGAUGCAGUCUCGCAACUACAAGAAACAGUCCAAGCUGUUCACAAUAAAGCCUCUCGAGGACUUGAAAAACGGAUCAACAUACCCUUGAACAGCACCAGUCCCGCUGGUUUGAUCGAAGCGAAUACUCGAGAUCCGUGGUCCAAGUCUGGCAAGUACGCGCUAGGAUGGGUCUACUUCUGCAUAAUACUGUUCGCCUUUGCAUGUCUGCUGCAUCUAUACCAUAUCUGGACGGACAAAGUACGGACGGCACUUUACAAGGAAGACGCCGCCGCAUCUGCAAUGAUCGAAUCUCCUGCAACAGACUACGAAUUGUCGGUACUUAGCACAGAUAGGUUGACGCACAAGUUCUUUCCGCGUGAAGGGCCAUUACCCGAGCAACCCAAGAUGCAAUCGUCGGUCUCUUCCAUGUGGUUACUCAACAAUGCUAUAGCGCUCUUUCGAUUUGCAUUUUAUCGCCCCAUACCUGCUCUCAGAUUGAGAAAAGGGUGUAGGCCCAUUAUAUUUCCAUCGCUCGGUGCGAUUGUUAUCGUUUCACUCGCACUAAUUUUCGUCAUACUCUACUGCUUCAUACCUCAACCUCUGUACUGGCAGAGCAUUCAAUUUGGAUCUCCACCACUGGCUAUUCGGGCAGGCAUGAUUGCGGUUGCGAUGAUGCCGUGGAUAGUCGGUCUAAGCAUGAAGGCCAAUAUAAUUUCCUUCCUCACUGGCAUCGGACACGAACGGCUGAACGUUCUGCAUCGAUGGCUCGCAUAUCUUUGCUUACUCCUGAGCCUCAUUCACACGAUUCCUUUCUACAUGACCCCGAUCUGGUCUGAUGGCGGACUGGGUGUAUUCCAGUCGGCUUUCGGCGGCUCUGGAAUCUACGUUUACGGAUCUGGCAUCGCGGCACUGGUACCCCUCAUCUUUCUUUGUGUCCACUCUCUGCCCCCAUUUCGACGCAAGAUUUACGAGCUGUUUGUGGCAUUGCAUGUGCCUGUAUCGAUUGUCUUUCUCGCCAUGCUCUUCUGGCACUGCAAGAACUUUCUCACUUCAUGGCACUACCUGUGGGCGACCACAGCUAUUUGGCUCAUCUCAUACGUCGUUCGCUUGUUCUUCUUGAACUGGACAAAUCACUCUCGGUUAUCGUGGCUGGUAGGCGAAGAAGCAGCUGUCACACUAAUGCCUGAGAACGCCAUCAAAGUCACCAUCCCGACACAGGUGAAAUGGAAACCUGGACAAUACGUCUAUCUGAGGAUACCUGGCAUAUCAGUGUUUGAGAAUCAUCCUUUCACCAUUGCAUCUCUAUGGAGCGAUGAUUUUCCUUCUCAGUAUGGUGAAGAAUACAGGGACAUGGUUCUGGUCUUCCGACCCUUCGGCGGUUUCACGAAGAAAGUUCUGGAAAGUGCACUGGAGAACGGACCUUGGCACACCUACCGCGCCUUCCUUGACGGACCCUAUGGCGGUAUGCGAAGAGGCAUGGACUCGUUCGAUCACGUCGUUCUAUUCGCAGGCGGCAGUGGUAUCACAGCAUUGGUCUCCCAACUACUCGACCUGAUCAAACGCCUCAGAGAUGGCAAAGCAGUAACGAGAACAGUCCAGAUAAUAUGGGCCCUCAAACGUCCAGAAACGCUAGACUGGUUCAAAGAAGAAUUGCGAAUCUGCAGAGAGUUUGCACCUCCAGAUACAGUACAGUGCCAAUUCUACAUCACUGCUGCAAGAAGACAAGCUAGGACCGGAGAACUUGUGUCCGCACAGACACCCACGAGACCGAUCAGUAUGAUGUUUCACACCAAAGUCAACGAAGCUUUCCAGAAUAUCGCAAACAACAGACUCUCCACAAUCUCCGCCAACACAAACAGAAACUCUGCACUCAUCAUGGAAGAAGCCGCCGGCGAUCCGGAAAGAGAAAAGGCACUCAGACGCGAGAACGAAGACCGGCCUCGACCACUCCCACAAGCACAUUUAUUGCACAUGAGAAGUGCGUCACGCAACGGACGUGUAUCUCCUCCACCCUCAUCCUCGCCUCACCUCACACUGGCCGAGAAGCGCAAAUCGCAACAAUGGUCCAUUCCCUUACCCAAUCCAGUCUCACCAGUCUACCUCAAAGACGCACCCACACCACCACAAGCAGACUUUGACUUUGGCUUCCCCAGCACACCCACUGAGUUUCAAAAGAACCUGAUGAGAUUUGCGUUUCUGCCUGCUGCUGUAAAGUCUAGCAAGACAGGAUGGAGCACAGAGUACGGAAGACCAGACAUCCCGUUUAUGCUCAAGGAAAUGAGUAAGCGGUGGACUGGAAGACGCACAUGUGUGUUUGUGUGCGGACCGCCGGGGAUGAGGGUGGAUGUCAGCAAUACGGUUGCUGAGUUGCAGAGGACGGUGUGGAGUGUGCCUGGGAGGGAUGAGGUGUAUUUGCAUGCUGAGAACUAUGCCAUAUGA
This is a messenger RNA of Aureobasidium namibiae CBS 147.97, 2448 nucleotides long. Its product is annotated as putative FRE ferric reductase-like transmembrane component. The record is from RefSeq and is a predicted model, not a curated record. Gene Ontology annotation, cellular component: plasma membrane. The coding region runs from base 1 to 2448 and encodes 815 amino acids. Gene Ontology annotation, molecular function: ferric-chelate reductase activity. Gene Ontology annotation, biological process: iron ion transport; copper ion import; intracellular iron ion homeostasis. Lineage: Eukaryota; Fungi; Ascomycota; Dothideomycetes; Dothideales; Saccotheciaceae. The transcript has a single exon.